AUGAUAUCAAUCAGGUUAGUCAUGGGCUUCUUAAAGACGAAUGUUUAUAGAUUUUCUCACAUGUUUUUCAAGAUUACAAGACUAUGUUGGGCUCGCACUGUUGAGAGGCAAACUUCUCGACUGCGCAAAAAAUAUCUAAGGGCAGUGUUAAGGCAAUUUGCUAGCUUCUUUGAUAAACUAGAUGGCACUUCAACUACAUAUCAAAUCACGGAAAGUUUUUUAGCUGAUUCUCUCACCAUUCAAGGUGUUUUUAGUGAGCAGCUUCCAAACUUCCUUAUGAAUGUAUCAACUUUCCUUUCUUCUGAGGUGGUAGCUUUGUACCUCUGUUGGAGACUUGUUGUUGUUGCCAUUCCAGCACUAUCUCCAUUGAUAAUCCCAAGAAUCAUUAAUGGGAAAAUGCUAGCAGAGAUAAGGAAAAAAAUUAUAGUAUCUUACAGAGCUAUAGGCUCGAUAACAGAACAAGCAUUUUCAUCAAUCAGGACUGUAUACUCUUGCGGUGGUGAGACCGAAAUGAAAAGAAGCUAUUUGGAAGCAUUAGAACAAAGUUUGGAUCUUGGGAUUAAACAAAGGCACAUAAAGGGUUAUGUUAUUAGAAGCAUUGGCAUAGCUUUUGCUGUCUGGUCUUUCCAAGCCAAGUAUGACAACAUUUUAGUCAUUGAGAAAGGAGCAAUUGGUGGGGAUGUUUUUACAGCAGGAGUUUGCAUCGUCGUUAGAGGAUUGUAA
Molecule: messenger RNA, 723 nt
Organism: Ilex paraguariensis (yerba mate)
Lineage: Eukaryota; Viridiplantae; Streptophyta; Magnoliopsida; Aquifoliales; Aquifoliaceae
Source: the annotation of a GenBank genome assembly